This is a messenger RNA of Trichoderma asperellum CBS 433.97, 921 nucleotides long. RefSeq lists its product as uncharacterized. The record is from RefSeq and is a predicted model, not a curated record. NCBI's taxonomy places the organism in Eukaryota, Fungi, Ascomycota, Sordariomycetes, Hypocreales, Hypocreaceae. Gene Ontology annotation, biological process: mitochondrial respiratory chain complex III assembly. Gene Ontology annotation, cellular component: mitochondrion.
AUGGCCUGCGAAAGCUGUAGGUCCCAGGCCCGGACACUGCUUCGGGUCGCAAACCGCACCUCAGUACUAUCCCGGUCCUCGGCCGCCGCGAGGUCGAAUUUUUUGCCGCUGCUCAGUGCGCCUGUCCAGACGCCGCCGCCGUCACGGAGUUUCAGCAGCACGAGCUCGAAGAAGAUUUUGGGAAUCGGAAGCUCGAUUGGAGAGUCGUACCGGGUCAUUGGCGCCUCGGAGAGAAUAUUCAAGGCAUGCUCCAAGGCAGCUGAUUAUCGCAUCACCGAGGAGGAGCGCAAGAACGAUCAAGUGGAGAGAUUAGAGGAUGGAGAAGAGAUUGGCCGCUCUCUUGACGAGGGGAAUAUCUGGCACAACACUUUCAAGCUCUCUCCUACCUUUAGCACCUGGUCGCAUGUUACCAUGCUUCACCUCUACCUCAUCAACGCCCGCAUACGGAUGCUCGAGCGAGACGCUUACCGAAGCUGGCAGCAGCAGCUCAUCGACCACUUCUUCUUCGAGUGCGAGAAGAAGAUGCACAUCGACCACAACAUCACCUCCAGCGCUCUCCGACAGCGCUACCUCAAGGAUAUCUUUGUCCAAUGGCGAGGCCUCCUGCUGGCAUAUGACGAGGGCCUCAUCAAGGGCGAUGCCGUAUUAGCGAGUGCUGUGUGGAGGAAUCUAUUCAAGGGCGAUCCCGAGGUUGAUCCCCGAGCAUUGGUGGCCAUUGUUGGAUGGAUGAGGUCGGGCCUUGCAUCACUGGAGGGUGCUUCCGAUAUGGCAAUGUCCAAUAGGGCUCUCGAAAUCUUGGACAAGCCGGUGGAUGUGUUCUGGACGAGACUUGAGGAGCCCUUCAAGAGAGAGCAGGGCAAGGAAAGCGCAGAGGAAAGCCAAGAAAUCAAGGCUACCCCAGAAUUGGCCAAGGCUGCUUAA